AUGUGGUUGGAGGACGUGAGGGGGAGGGAACGCGGGGAGCUGCGCGCCCGGCGGUUCGAGGCCAGCGCCCGGGCGCGCCGCGCGGCCUCGCUCGCGCUCUCCAACCGCAAGGAGUUCGCCACCCCGCACCACGGCGCCGUCAACUCGCUCCAGGUUGAUUUGACAGAGGGGAGGUACCUGCUCUCCGGGGCAUCGGAUGGGUCGGCCGCUGUGUUCGAUGUGUGGAACGCGACGGAAUACGAAGCCGGGUUCAUAGCGAAGCACAGGAACAUACUGCUUGUGGACAAGCAACACCAGAAUGGCCACAGGUUCGCCGUCUCGGCGGCCGUUUGGUAUCCUGUGGAUACUGGGUUGUUUGUCACAGCAUCCUUUGACCAGUAUGUCAAAGUUUGGGAUACCAAUUCGACUCAAGUCGUCAUGGAAUUUAAGAUGCCUGGAAAAGUGUACACUGCAGCCAUGUCUCCAGUCGCAACAACGCACAUGCUCAUCGCUACUGGGACCGCAGAUGUUCAGGUCCGUCUGUGUGACAUUGCUUCUGGAGCCUUUACCCACACGUUGUCAGGUCAUCGUGAUGGUAUCAUGUCUUUGGAGUGGUCUGCCUCAAGUGAGUGGAUUUUGAUGAGUGGUGGCUGUGAUGGGGCAAUACGUUUUUGGGACAUUAGACGAGCUGGAUGCUUUCGGGUUCUGGAUCAAUCACGGUCUCAACUUGGAAAGAGGCCUCCUCUUGUUAAAAGUGCUGUAGAGAAUGAUCACACAGAUUCCUUAGGACCUUCACCUUCCACAAGGAGCUCAGCUCAGAAAAGGGCAGGCAUUUCUAAGAAGAGCUCACCGGCUUUGCGCAAAAUUCAAAACCUAACACAUGGACAGAUGCAACAGAGAUUGCAUCCCGGUUUGUCAUCCAGUCAAAACCGUGCUACAGCUCAUUAUGGUGCUGUUACUGGAUUACGAACUACUACAGAUGGGAUGUACCUUCUUAGCUCAGGAUCUGAUUCUCGUUUAAGACUCUGGGAUAUCGAUUCAGGCUGCAAUACUCUGGUCAAUUUUGAAGCUAUGCGAUUGCAGACAGGCAAGCCAUUACAAUUAGCUGUCACUGAGGAUCCUUCACUUGUAUUUGUUCCAUGUAUGGCAAGCAUCAAGGCAUAUAAUUUAUGGUCUGGUACAACAUUUCGAACAUUCCGAGGGCACUAUGAACUUGUGAAUUGCUGCUACUAUAGUGAACAGGACCAAGAACUUUAUACUGGCGGCAACGACAGGCAAAUUCUUGUGUGGUCUCCAUCAACUCCAGCUUUUACUGAGAUGGAAGAUGAUGACAAGACCCUUUCAGGAGCUGACGAGGAUAACUGGAGCGACUAA
Miscanthus lutarioriparius is the source of this 1353-nucleotide messenger RNA. Lineage: Eukaryota; Viridiplantae; Streptophyta; Magnoliopsida; Poales; Poaceae. The record is from the annotation of a GenBank genome assembly.